Patiria miniata (bat star) is the source of this 2991-nucleotide messenger RNA. RefSeq lists its product as uncharacterized. The record is from RefSeq and is a predicted model, not a curated record. Gene Ontology annotation, biological process: signal transduction. Gene Ontology annotation, molecular function: protein binding. The transcript has 3 exons. The coding region runs from base 1 to 2652 and encodes 883 amino acids. NCBI's taxonomy places the organism in Eukaryota, Metazoa, Echinodermata, Asteroidea, Valvatida, Asterinidae.
AUGCACUACCGCUCCUCUUACGAGACCACCUCGUUCAGGACAUUAACAGCCUACGUGACUCCAGCGAUUCUGUAUGCUCACCUGACUAUCACUAAAGAAAACUGCAACAUCAACACUGCAACCAUGUCUUCUGCAGAGACAUUCGGCCACUUCCUGUUGCCUAUGACAAUGAACAAGGGUCACAUCGAAACCAAGCUCGCUGAUUACGUGUUCAAAGUAAGAAGCCGUUACCUUGAGUUGAAAGAGAACCGACCAGAGAGACAUGCCCUUAGGAAUCUACUGGGAAUGCUGGCUUUUCGAAUCGGCCAAUUUGAAGAAGCUCUUGGAUACUUGGACAAAAUCCUUUCCGCCGGAGAAGAUCCGGAGAACUUGAACGCUCUGGCAAACCGUAAGUACAUGUGCGAGAAACUAUUUAGGCUCCCAGAGGCCAGGGAGAGCGAGCGGAAAAUUCUCGAGCUGACAACUGAAGAUGGAACAGAAGAAUCUAAGAACAGGUGUAGACGGCUACGUGCUCGUAGUCUGGCUGAGCAGGCGUUUGCCUACUCGUUCGAGCUUUUUGGCGAAUCGGUGACUGUUGAACGGUAUUGUAAAUCGGUAGAAUUGUACGACCAGGCCACUCAACUGGCUGGAAAUUCAAUCUGUCAGGAGGAUAGGGAAGAUUGGGCAAUAGUGUAUGGAAUGGAUUGCCACAAGAUUUACACAAAAUGUAAACGGGACUCGUCUUUGAGAGACCAAAGCACGACGUGGUGUGAAAAAGCUGUCAAUAACUUCUUGCUUAUCAUACAAGAAAGUCAGGACAUUAGGUUGCUGAGUGAGAGUUGGCGUCAUCUUGGAGAGCUCUUUAAGAAUCCUAGACAUUUACCCUCUAUCCCUAAAAACAUGCUAAGAUACGUGGAAAGACCUGAAGAUUGUUUUGAAGAAGCUUUGGAAAUCUCAAAGGGUGAUUCAAGAAUUCUUGCUAGAUAUGCUGCACACUUCAAACAUAAGGGCAACUAUUCCAUGGCGAUGUUGAAGGUUAAUGAAUCUAUUAUGAAGGACAGAAGCGACUUUAACAACCACGCCUACUUUGUGAGAGCAAGUAUCUGGCUCGAAACUUAUAAGAAUCAAUUAAAAAACAUGAAGAGGCGUCCUUUAGAACUUCCCAACCCAAACCUUCUCGAAAAUGCCGAAAGUGAUUUGAAGAUAGCUCACCAGCAAUCCGACACACCCUGGCAUUUGCACUGCAUGGCGGAGGUACUGUACCACAAAGCGAAGGAUCCAAACGAGCAGGCGAAACAGGGAGCGAAACGGAAGGCAAAUCUGCAGCUAGCUCUGACAUACUGCGCCAAAGCUGUGACAUGUCAAGAUGGCCAGAAGCAAGCACAGUAUCACAGGCUGCGAGGUGACUGUCUUUGUGCCAUGGGUGAACAUCAGGCGGCUUUAGGGUGCUACAAGAGGGCUCUAGAAUGCGAGAUAAGUGUUCAUUACUUCCUUGGUAGUGGCAAUUCCCUGGUGAUUGAGUUCGAACAUAUCCUUAAAGAAAACACAUCUUUGAUUGAGGAUUCGCACUUUCUAGAUGACAUGGUCUAUUGGCUUCACAAGGUAGCAAAUAUUUGCCUCUCCAUCCGAUGGACCCUUUGGAAUCUCCAAAACUUGAAGCAGCUUCCUGUCCAAUGGAAGACAUUUGUCAAGUACUGUGAGGACAACGGAUACGAGUCAAAAAUUCAAACCAUCGAGCUUGCAGCUGUUGACGUGACGAAGCGACAAAGACAAUCUGGAACUCAGCGGCUGUACUCAUUUCCUUUGACGGAAGACAGAGCUUCACCCGAGAGAUCAAUCCGUAGACAUCAAAGCUAUCCUGGGACCCACAGCUUUGACAUUGAAGCGUCCGUGUUUGCACCUGAUGAAACUGCCGGAGUUCAGACUGAAAUUGACCAAGAAAAGGUCGUUGAAACCUUGCCUGGAGGGAAAGUAGCUGAAGGUGCAGUUGUUUCUCCAGGAGCAUCUGCGGCAUCCGAAGUUCCCAUCACUGAUAAAAUCGGCAAAGAUGUCCUGACUGUGCCUCAACACCUGUCUCAAGUAGACCUUGAUGGGAAUGAGGAGCAUCCUAUUGCUCCCGACACGAUCCACGUCACUUACUCGGUGAACCUCAAGACUGGCAAAACGCAUCACGUAGCCACGAGGCCGUCUCCUGAGGAACCACCAACUGAAGUUGUCUCCAAGAAGCACGUCCGCGUGGCGCCUGAAAGACCGCUGAACCAUCUGGAACGGAAGUAUGACUUCUUUGUCAUCUACAGCAGCAGUGCCUCGGAAUGGGUGCAACACCACAUGCUAGAAGAACUGGAAGGAACCGGUUUUAAAGGCUGCAUCAAAGAUCGCGACUUCGAACUUGGCAAACCCAGGCUCGAUAACUACUCAAACAGCAUAGAGGAUAGUGUCUGUAUCAUCAUUGUACUGACAAGGGACUUCGAAACCAACAAAAAUGACGUCAGGGGUAUGCAUAUGGCAUUGGACAGUGAUCGGCUGGUUAUCCCUGUUCUUCGUGAAGACAGGGUCAUGCCACCGGUGCUCAAAUCAAUCGAGCACCUCGAUGCAACAGGUGCUGUUGACUGGCCUAGAUUGGAAAGAUGUAUUGAGCAACAGGUUAAACUUGAGGUUCUUUGGGACGCUUAAUAAUCAAUCCAUCGACGUUGUAGCUGUUAUGAAAGCACAGAGCUCAGUACAUAAUUUCCUGUAGGUUGGGCUUAAAAUGUGGGAGGGGAAGUUUUUUUUUUUACAUCGGGGGAGACGCAAAUAUACGUUUAUGUAAAUGGCCUGGGUUUUUUUUAGCUUUCUCUAACGCUUAUCAUGUUCACACGUUUAUCAGUAUAAUGUGAUACCAAAGAGUAAAUGCAAACGCCAGUAAUGAGGUAGAGGACCCGAAAACUGAAGCAACCGUCGAAAGCAAAUGCUUCGAGUUUUUAAACUGUAAAUAUCAUAUAUAAGCUGUAGUAAGUCUAUAAUUAUGGUUCU